This is a messenger RNA of Polyodon spathula (Mississippi paddlefish), 781 nucleotides long. Its product is annotated as GTPase IMAP family member 4-like. Gene Ontology annotation, molecular function: GTP binding. The transcript has a single exon. The record is from RefSeq and is a predicted model, not a curated record. NCBI's taxonomy places the organism in Eukaryota, Metazoa, Chordata, Actinopteri, Acipenseriformes, Polyodontidae. The annotation marks the transcript as partial.
GUUGCCUGCUUUAUUGAGUGGGAUAUUCUGCAGUAUAAAAUACAUGAUCACACCCGUCUGUGAUUACAAAGUGAAAGUAAAAUAAAACAACAAUAAAUAAAACGCGCGUUAGUGUCUCAGCAGCAGCCCUGGCUUUCAUUUCUAAGAGGAGCAAACUGUUCUUUCUCUAACAGGGCGGGGGAUCAUGGCUGAAGAAACUGUUUCUCAAGAGCUGCGCAGCGCCUCUGAGCUGAGGAUCGUGCUGCUUGGGGGAAACUGGGCUGGGAAGCGUGCAGCAAGAAAUACCAUCCUGGGCAGAGGGGACUCUAUAUCUGGAUUCAGCUUCUCUGCAAGAACGAGGGAGUGUGAGAAGAGAACAGGAGAAGUGUCUGGGAGACAGGUCACUGUGGUCAACACUCCAGACUUGUUACACACAGACCAGGUUGAGAUUGAGAGAUGUGUUUCUCUGUCUGCCCCGGGACCCCACGCUUUCCUCCUGGUGAUACCCGUGUAUACAAAAGAAAUGACUGACUCUGUCCGUGAGUUUAUAGUAGAAGAGUGUUGCGAAUCCUUUGAUAAAGUGCAGGAGCUGUUUGGUGAGAGAGCUGUGAGGAACACGAUGAUCCUUUUCACCCGCGGGGAUUAUCUGAGAGGCAGGACGAUUGAGCAGUACAUUGAGGAAGCUGGUGAGGAGUUCCAGCAGCUUGUUGAGAAAUGUGAUUACAGGUAUCAUGUUCUCAACAAUAUGAACAGGAACGAUCGCACUCAGGUCACACAGCUCCUGGACAAGAUAGACAACAUG